Molecule: messenger RNA, 918 nt
Organism: Pseudovirgaria hyperparasitica
Lineage: Eukaryota; Fungi; Ascomycota; Dothideomycetes; Acrospermales; Acrospermaceae
Exons: 4
Coding region: 155-904 (249 amino acids)
Biological process (GO): 'de novo' protein folding
Cellular component (GO): endoplasmic reticulum membrane; endoplasmic reticulum
Source: RefSeq, a predicted model, not a curated record
UGGAUCGUCAUCCCUCCUUAUGGUUACGGCCAAGCGCCCCCUUCGCACGUCGUAUCAUACGUACCUACUACUGACUUGAUCACUCCUCCAACCUUAAAACUUCCCACCCGUCUCAGUCCGCCGCCCAAAUAAUACAUCCCACCACGCGCGCACCAUGCUCCCCGGCUCAGGACUACUUUUUGUCUCUCUUGCAGCUCUAGCUACCAGCCAGGGCAUCGCAGACCCCACACUGACAGGAACAUGGUCUUCUAAAUCGAACAAGACACUGACAGGCCCGGGCUUCUAUGAUCCUGUCAAUGAAAAGCUAACGGAACCGUCACACACGGGGAUCUCAUACUCCUUUACGGAAGAUGGCUUCUAUGAAGUGGCUUUUUAUCGCGCGAUCGCGAACCCUGUUGACCCUGCGUGUCCGAAAGGCAUCAUGCAAUGGCAACAUGGUAGUUUUGUCAAAGAGCAAAACGGCUCACUCAUCUUAUCGCCUAUCAAAGUAGAUGGACGGCAACUCUAUUCCGACCCUUGCAAAUACAAAAGCGCAGUCUACACAAGAUACAAUCAGUCUGAGCUAUUUCAGAGAUACACUGUCUACACAGAUCCAUACCACAAUAUUCCCCGACUCGAUCUCUUCAAAUUCGAUGGCUCACCAGUGCAGCCACUCUAUCUUGCUUUUAAGCCACCGCAGAUACUACCAACUACCACUCUUCAGCAAACUAUGACAGCCUCUGGGACGGCUGGCACACAAGCUACCGCAACCAGCCGCAGCAAGCUUUUCAGGCGCGCCGAACCCGCAAGCAUAACUCCCAACACCAGGACAAAGAGACAAGACAAUUAUUACUCUCAAUCGACAUUCCUAUUGAUUGGUAUAAUUACAACUGGUAUCGGCAGUGUCCUUUUUUUCUUCUUUUGAAAUCGUCUACAACG